Messenger RNA from Meleagris gallopavo (turkey), 3278 nucleotides. RefSeq names its product gap junction protein alpha 8 (gene GJA8). Gene Ontology annotation, cellular component: connexin complex. Gene Ontology annotation, biological process: cell-cell signaling; gap junction-mediated intercellular transport. Gene Ontology annotation, molecular function: gap junction channel activity. NCBI's taxonomy places the organism in Eukaryota, Metazoa, Chordata, Aves, Galliformes, Phasianidae. The record is from RefSeq and is a predicted model, not a curated record.
UUUUCCUGCUGAAAGAUGUCAAAGACCAGACCAAAGUACCUAACAAUGUCAAAUACAGAUGUGAUGCCCCAAUGAUCGCCAGUGCUGGAAAUCAGCAGCGAGACUCAAUUGUUGGAUCUGGGUACAGUAAGAAAUGGGUGACUGGAGUUUCUUGGGGAACAUUUUAGAGCAGGUGAACGAGCAGUCCACUGUCAUCGGGAGAGUUUGGCUCACAGUGCUCUUCAUUUUCCGCAUCCUGAUCCUGGGAACAGCUGCUGAACUAGUAUGGGGAGAUGAACAGUCAGACUUUGUGUGCAACACCCAGCAACCUGGUUGUGAGAACGUCUGCUAUGAUGAGGCCUUCCCCAUCUCCCACAUCCGGCUCUGGGUCCUACAGAUCAUUUUUGUAUCCACACCUUCGCUAGUGUACUUUGGGCAUGCGGUGCACCACGUCCGCAUGGAGGAGAAGAGAAAAGAGAGGGAGGAAGCUGAGAGGCGUCAGCAAGCUGAGGUGGAUGAAGAGAAGCUGCCCCUAGCUCCAAAUCAAAAUAAGGGCAACAACCCAGAUGGGACCAAGAAGUUUCGCCUGGAGGGGACUCUCCUGAGAACCUACAUCUUCCACAUCAUUUUCAAAACUCUCUUUGAAGUGGGAUUCAUAGUUGGCCAAUAUUUCCUGUACGGCUUCCGCAUUCUCCCCCUUUACCGCUGUGGGCGGUGGCCCUGUCCCAAUCUAGUGGACUGUUUUGUCUCCAGGCCUACAGAGAAGACUAUCUUUAUUAUGUUCAUGCUCGUGGUGGCUUCUGUGUCCCUCUUCCUCAACCUGGUGGAGAUCAGUCACUUGAUCCUGAAAAGGAUCCGGAAGGCUCUGAGAAGACCAGCAGAGGAGCAAAUGGGAGAGGUGCCAGAGAAGCCCCUCCAUGCUAUUGCAGUGUCCUCCAUCCCGAAGGCCAAAGGUUACAAGCUGCUAGAAGAAGAAAAGCCAGUAUCUCACUAUUUCCCUCUCACGGAAGUAGGGGUUGAGCCCAGUCCCCUUCCAUCGGCCUUCAAUGAGUUUGAGGAGAAGAUUGGAAUGGGGCCAUUGGAAGAUCUCUCCAGGGCAUUUGAUGAGAGGUUGCCAUCGUAUGCACAAGCAAAGGAACCGGAAGAGGAGAAGGUAAGAGCAGAGGAGGAAGAGGAACAAGAGGAGCAGCCAGCACCUCAGGAAGAGCCAGGGGUGAAGAAAGCAGAGGAGGAGGUGGUGAGCGAUGAAGUGGAAGGGCCUUCAGCACCUGCUGAACUUGCCACUGAUGUGAGAUCCCUCAGCAGGCUAAGUAAAGCCAGCAGCCGGGCCAGGUCAGACGAUUUGACUGUAUGAGGAUGCAGGAUAUGAGGAGCAUAUGAAAAGAAGAAAAAGAAAAGGAGAGAGAAAGAAUCAGAAGAAUUUUAAGCAAAGUGCUAAAACGAUCAUUUAAGUAUUACUUCAUCUUGAGAUUCUCAACUGGAAAGGUACUAUUGUGGUAACUGUGCCUUAUUUGCCCUAUAUGUCCAUUUGAAAAGGAACAUUUUUCGUUUCCACAUGCCAGCUCAUUUCUUACAGUAAUAUCUACAUUGUCCACAUAACUGAUGUGUUUUAAAACAUAAUAUGACAGUGAAACCCAAAUGUCACCACUGUGAAUGUACUUACUGGAAGCUUUGUGUUCCACAUUUCCUUAGGAAUGUGGGGAGGAUCUGUCUCAUGAGCCAUCUAAGAGGAAGGCUAAUAAACAACCGUAUCUAGUAUUUCUUUUUCUGUUUUCACCUAUGGCAUGCUGAGCAGAUCUCCCCUUCGCUGUUGACAUGGAUUUGCAGUUAUUUAACUCACAAAGUGAAUUCUGUGUUUGGCAUUGACACCAAAACAGUAAGCACUAUUUCCCCUCUUUAUUGAGAAAGCAAAGACCAAAAAUAUCUAUGAUUUCUUUGUGAAUGUAAAUUUGAGUUAGGUAAAAAUAUUUUAUUUUCCCUUUGUCAAAAAUAUUUUUGCUCUUUUAGUGACAUUGACAGUGGGCAAGGUUAACUCUAGCUGUCUUCUAGGACUUAGCAGAUGCUCACAGAUGGAUUAUUUGUUCCCAAGAGAGUUAUCCAGCUCCAAGCUGAGCACUUCAGAGCACUGGAAAGAAAAAAAUCAAGUUAUAUUUUUUACUUUUAAUCCAGUGAUGUAAAGAUCUGAAACUCAAUUUAGCAAAGCAAGUGUGGAAGGGUUUCUGUGAAAGAAGGAACAGCUACAGUUCCCAGAGCAUGAAACCAAACACAAGCCUUCACAGCAUGAUCCUGACAUGUGCUCAGUUCCUGGAGCCCCAAGACUUACAGGCACUCAGCAAAUCUCAGGUACAGCACCCUGAAGGCACCUGUGAAUCUAAACCACAGUUAACUAUGUGACUCUGAAACAAAACUGGUUGUUCAAGUUUGAAAAGUCUGAAAUGAUAAUUCUGACAUGUUUUGUUUUUAAUUUGACAGACGGGAGCCAUCCAGUGGCUUACUUCGCUAUUAAAUGCCAAAGUCUCAAAUAAAACAAGGCCUUUCAAGAGAUCUUUUAGAAUAGGAGAUAAAGAUAUCAUCUUAGCUUAUAUCUUUUAGAUCUUUUGUGCCAACAGGUCUGUGCAGAACUCUCAUAGCCUCAGUAAAUCUUUUUAGUUACAAAAGGAAAAAAAGAUAUGCUUGUUUAAAUGUCUGUGGAUUUCUACCUUCAGGACUGCAACAGCGCCUUUGGGCUGGGACAGUGCAGCUAUGCAUUUAAAGCUUCACGUUAACGGCUAUGUCCCCUCUAAAACUGAGCCUCGUGUCAGAAAAGUGCAGGUAUGCACUCUCAUCUGCUCUGCUCUGCAAACCUCAGACCCUGCCAGCUCAGCGAAUUCCUUCUGCUGGGCUGCAGCCCGUUCCAUUGUUCCCAGGGCAGGCUUUAAUCCAGAUCAGGAAAAAAAGCAGUCUUUGACAUAAUGCAUAUAACUCAUCCUGCCAUUAGUUAGAAAAGACCCCCUGCCAUCUUCCAUUGUAGCAGGGCUGACCCAAAGCCCAUUGAAGUUAGCUGGGUGUCUGAGAUAGAUGUCCUAGGCUUGGGCUCAUACCCUCAGUCCUGUCGUCCUACACCCCAGCCCAGGCAACCACAGGUACACUCAGCUCUGUCACUGAUUAACCUGCUUGGUGGACUUCAUGUGCCUUGUUUUGCAGCCUUCGUGGUCUGGCACAAAGUUGGCUGGACUUCACUGAUGCGUGAAGUAAGCUGUACAUAUGUAUAAAGUUUGUAGGGUGUGUUGGGAUUCUUCAGCACCACAGCGGUGCCACUU